Striga asiatica is the source of this 1005-nucleotide messenger RNA. Lineage: Eukaryota; Viridiplantae; Streptophyta; Magnoliopsida; Lamiales; Orobanchaceae. The record is from the annotation of a GenBank genome assembly.
AAUAAUCUUGAAAUUAAAAAAAUAAAUGAGGAGAAAAAGGCAGCCUUGGCUGCACAAUUUGCUGCUGAGGCCACACUUAGAAGGGUGCAUAGUGCCCAGAAAGAUGACGAGAUGCCCCCAAUCGAGGCAAUCAUCACGCCGCUGGAGGCCGAGCUGAAACUAACACGUACUGAGGUGGCAAAGCUACAGGAGGAUAAUAAAGCACUCGACCGGCUCACUAAAUCGAAAGAGGCCGCUCUCUUGGAAGCCGAACGCACGGUUCAGAUGGCUCUAGCAAAAGCAUCAUUGGUUGAUGAUUUGCAGAACAAAAACCAAGAGCUGGGGAAACAGAUCGAGAUAUGCCAGGUUUCGGAAGUUGAGAAGCUAACGCAAACAGUUAGGGAGCUCGAGGAGGCUGUUUUGGCUGGAGGUGCUGCAGCAAAUGCUGUUUGUGAAUACCAAAGAAAAGUUCAAGAAAUAAAUGGAGAAAUGCAACAACUGAAUGAUAAGCUGGCAAUUGUAGAGCGUGCAGCCAAGGCGGAAGCACAAAUGAAGUUUUGGAGGAAAGGGUCAAAAUAUCCCAAUGGCACUAACCGUGCUUCAUCACAAAGAAGAAGCAUGAGUAAUGGGAGAUCACGUAGACAGUCACAAGGAGUAUUGGGAAACUUCUCCACACCACCUUCAAAUGGAUUUUUGUCCAUGAAAACGAUAAUUUCAAGAUCACCCCGGAUAAGUAGUCCAAAUCACGUGAAAAUUUUGCCGAGCUCAUUUAACGGUGAUAGGGAACUGACUAAUGGUGAAAAGGUGGCUCCAGAGAGAGAAAACAAUGAUAGGGAGCCUUCUCAUGGGAAGGAGAGCCAAAAUGGUAAUGGAGUAACUAAGCCAUUUCAGAACGGGAAUGGGUUUGUUUUGACUGAUAAGUUGAAAACUGAAAAUGAAGACUGUGUUUCGGGCUUGUUGUACGACAUGCUGCAGAAAGAUGUCAUAUUACUGCGUAAACAUGUCAUGAGAAAGAUCAAAGCUUGA